Molecule: messenger RNA, 762 nt
Organism: Cyanidioschyzon merolae strain 10D
Lineage: Eukaryota; Rhodophyta; Bangiophyceae; Cyanidiales; Cyanidiaceae
Product: similar to synaptobrevin-type protein transport protein
Exons: 1
Coding region: 1-762 (253 amino acids)
Biological process (GO): vesicle-mediated transport
Cellular component (GO): membrane
Source: RefSeq, a predicted model, not a curated record
AUGGGAGACGCUGGUGCGCCCACUUCGAGUGACAACGUUCCGAACCUGCUGUACUGCGCUAUUUGUCGUUGGGAAGACCGUGUGGUCCUUGCUCGGUACGCUGCGCCCCGGGCAGGAGUCGCACUCGCUGAAACCGGUGCGAGCACCGCCGCCUUCGCGGAGACCCUAAGACGCAUUCUCCAGUCGAAAAAGAUAGCCGAGCACAAGCGCUUAACCAUUGAAGAAAAACAACUGGGAAUGAUCCACUACGACAACGACGGUACCUGCAUGUACGUGGUAUUCUGUCGCGCGUCGUACCCGCAGCGCCUUGCGUUCCAGUUCCUGAACGAGCUGCGGUCGGAGUUCUUGCGCACAGUCGGUAGUCGCCCUGAAGACGUCGCUUCUGCGACCGAGAAUAGCUUGACGAAGCUGUGUCGGCCGUUGAUGAGCGAGCUCUGUACCCUGUACGAUACGCCUUCGGGACUGGAUAAGAUGUCGCGGAUUCGCAUGCAGGUCGAGGAGGUCAAGGGCCACAUGCAGGACAACAUCCACCAAGUUAUGAAAAACACCGACGACUUGGAGCAGCUACAGACGCAGUCGGAGGGUCUGCGCGGGGAGGCAAGUGCUUUCCAUCGUUCAGCUGGCACCGUGGAACGCAAGUACUGGUGGAAGAACGCUCGGAUGAUCUGCGUUCUCGUCGUGCUCGUGAUACUCAUCAUUAUCGCCAUCAUCGUUCCGAUUAUUGUGACACGAAAUAACAACAGCAGCAGCUCCUCUGGUUGA